AUGGACACAGCCAGCCAGCUCAUGCGCAGCACGGCCAUGCCCCUCCCUCGUAUCACCACAGUCAUCAGAACGGCGUGCAAGGGUGGUAUGGCAACUCGUCCUCGCAAGCUCAGGAAGCACCUGCCGCAUCCAAUUAUGUGCAUACCACUUCCGGUGGUCGAUCCCCUGACGGCACUCAUCAAAGCAGACUAG
Messenger RNA from Gaeumannomyces tritici R3-111a-1, 192 nucleotides. RefSeq lists its product as hypothetical. Bases 1 to 192 code for a protein of 63 amino acids. The transcript has a single exon. NCBI's taxonomy places the organism in Eukaryota, Fungi, Ascomycota, Sordariomycetes, Magnaporthales, Magnaporthaceae. The record is from RefSeq and is a predicted model, not a curated record.